Molecule: messenger RNA, 2653 nt
Organism: Aplysia californica (California sea hare)
Lineage: Eukaryota; Metazoa; Mollusca; Gastropoda; Aplysiida; Aplysiidae
Product: DDB1- and CUL4-associated factor 10
Exons: 8
Coding region: 415-2421 (668 amino acids)
Cellular component (GO): Cul4-RING E3 ubiquitin ligase complex
Molecular function (GO): protein binding
Source: RefSeq, a predicted model, not a curated record
UAUGGAUACAGUGGGAGGUUUGACUGAGCGUAAUGUCUGUAGAAACAUAGAAACUAAGUGGGAAAAGAAACUGAAACAGCUAAAAUACUUAACAUGGCGGCUUGUGUAAUACCUGGCUACUAACAACGUUCCACAUUUAUUUUUAGCUAACAUUUCUCGAGCGAGGCCAACCCACCAGUCAGGCCUACUCCUUUGAUCAUAACAUACGACUUUGCCUACCACCAAUAAUCCGGAAAGGCCAUAGUAUUUUGAUAGGCAAGCAGCUGUUUUUGUACGAACUUCUCCACAGUAUUCAACAGUGAAGAAAGUGAGACGUACCUCGUAAAAUAUGAAGUUUGGUGUUGGAAAUAUGAUCUCUUGAUAGUCAGAUAAAACGAACGAAGGAAGUGUGUGUGAUUCCUUUCCAUAGGCAGCAUGGUAGACUCUCCUGAAAGACUUGCUUUUGACCCUUUGAAGUAUUUGAGGUCUCGAGAGCAUGGGAUACAGGCGAAACUAGGAUGGAGAAAUACGUUGUAUUCUUCGAUAUACACCCACUUCAGUGACAGUUUGAAGACGCCAGUUCCGCCUUGUGAUGGGCAGGACUGGGGCUCUGUCUUUGGGUUUGGGUUUUCCUCUGAUGGGUCAUUACUUGCUGCUGCUUGUGAAAGGAAAUGUGUGUUGUUGUAUGAUCCUGUCAACAUGCGGCUGAUCUCAAGAAAGUUUAAUGUUCACAAUGACUGUGUGAACUGCGUGAAGUUUCUAGACAACAGACUGUUUGCAACAUGUUCAGAUGACACAACAGUGCGGCUUUGGGACAUGCGCUCUUUGAAACAAGAAGUGCGAAUACUAAAAGGCCAUUCAAGUUGGGUGAAAAACAUCGAAUAUGAUCCUUCAACUGGAAUUCUUGUGACCUCUGGAUUUGAUGGAAAUGUAUAUUCCUGGAAUUUAGACAACUACUCCGAGUCAGACUGUAGGAGGAAACGGCUUCUUUACAUUAACGGGAUUAUGCGGACUGUGUUGACACCUUCCGCAGACAAGAUGAUCAUCUCCACCAAGGAUGGAUACUUUGUAAUAAUUCACAACUUGGAUCUGGAGCAUUUGAAAAGUGAUAUGGAAGGAUUCAGACCUCACCCUGAUAUGUCCAAUUAUGGACGCAAGUUUUUUCGGGACAGAAACAAAGUAGAGGUCAUGGGAGACUUCCCACAAAAUGAUGAUGCAGAGUCUAUUUCUACAAUGGAGGUUCACCCUCAAGGCUGGUGCGUUGCUUCAAGGAAUACAACAUUUUCUGGAACUGCUGAGUGGACAUGCGUGCAUGACAUCCAGUUGAAGCGAAAAAGAAGAGGAAAGGAUGCAAGGCCUUCAAAUGGUUGUGAUAGUGACAAAGGUGCGACUUCAGAUUUGAAUUCUGAGACUGGAAGACGAAGAGAUGAUUCUGGCAGCUGUAUGUUCUCUCCACCCACAAACUCCACCACUCAAUAUCAGACUACUGGACGCAGCCAGAAUGGUCAAUUAUCCUUUGCUUUGAGUCAAAUCCGAAGGCAAUUCUUUGAUCACAGUGACUCUCCACUAAGACAGAAUUUAGACUCCUCUUUGUCUGCUCAAGUUCCCUCCUUUGGAAUGUUCUUGUUUCAGUCUGAACCGGGUGCUUAUGAAUCAGGAGAUAGUUCCUCAGAUGAUAGCAGUGAUAAUGGUAAUGAUGAUGAUGAUGAUGAAUCCAAUGGAAGAAAUGGCGUCGUCAGUGAUGAUUCCUUACCUUCCUCCCCGCUCAGGGAGAAUGAGGAGGAGCUGGAGGAGGAAGAAAGUGCCGAAGCGUCGGAGAGUCUUCCUAUCACUUCAUCCUCCAACUCAUCAGCUACUGCCACCAACAGCGUAAGUCACACCCCGUCCAGGGGUCCCCCGUCAUCAAAUGAAUGUGUGCCACCUCAGAGAUCUGCUUUCUCUGCAGUUCAAGACAUACUGGAACGUAAUAACGCAUCUGUUUCCUAUUUGCAAAAUAUUGUUGGAUAUGACAGCUUCUCCAGUUUCCGUGAAGGGGAUUGGCAUAGAAAUCGAAAUGAAAACUCUCUUCCAGAGAUGGCAUUACGGCUAGGAGACAAUCUCAGCACAGACACCUGGAGGAUAAGAGUAGGACGCCAGAGAAGGCUCUUGUUUCAUUUAGAGGAACCAAAUGUGGGAUCAGGAUUUAUAAAGGAGCAAAGUUUCAGCCCUGAUGGUAGAGUGCUUGCAUCUCCAUUUGGAAAUUGUGUGCGUUUGCUGGCUUUUAACAAUUCUUGUUUGGAACUCUGUGACUGUGUUCCCAGUACAGCAACAGCUCUGCAGGAAGUGGCGAUGGUCGGACAGAUGAAGUCUAUCGUCUUAGCCAGCACAUUCUCCCCCUCCCAGCCCCUAUUUGCCGCUGGAUGCAAAGAUGGAACUAUUGUUUUCAGCACCCCAAAGUUGUGAUUGUACUGCAUGCUUGUGUGGUGAUAUUGUAAAGUUGUAAAAAAAAUGUUGAUCACACACAAAAGAAGCGUGAAUGUGACUGUUAGUUUCGAAAAGAAUUUGUUUCAUUGUAUGACAGUAGAUCUUGUUAGGGAAAAGAUGGACAAUUAUAAUGAAUAUAUUAAAGUGUACAGACUUUGUAAAUUGUUAACACAAUAAAACAAGACAAAACAAAUAAAAUAGUGAAGAAAUC